AUGUAUGAGUAUCAUGAGACUCAUGGGCACAGAACUGAAGACUGUCAACAGUUAAAGGAAGAAGUGGCUCGUUUAUUGAAGAAUGACCAGCUUCGAGAAUUUCUGAGUGAACGAGCCAAAAACCACUACAAAGAAAGGAAGAAUCAAAAGCGUGCUGAGCUGGUGGAGCCUCAACAUUCGAUUAGAACUAUCAAAUUGACUAACAAUGAAGUUGAGUAUGAGGCUAUGAUUGCAAGUUCGGAGUUAGCUCGGAGUCUGGGGGACGAAAUAAUCAAAGCAAAAUGCGAAUCUCUCUUGGUCGUUAACCAAGUGAAUGGCGUCUUUGAGGUUAAGGAUGAACGAAUGCAAGGAUAUUUGGAGAAGACUCAGGUGAUACUGCACCGGUUUAAAGAGUGGACCAUGCAGCAUGUACCCAGGGAGCAGAAUAACGAAGCCGAUGCACUGGCCAAUUUGGGCUCUUCAAUCGAAGGGGAGGAAAUCAACCCCGGUGCCAUAGUGCAGUUGAUGAAUUCGGCGGUUGAAAACGGGCAUGCUGAGAUAAACACGAUGGGUCUAACUUAG
Lycium barbarum (goji berry) is the source of this 561-nucleotide messenger RNA. RefSeq lists its product as uncharacterized. The transcript has 2 exons. Lineage: Eukaryota; Viridiplantae; Streptophyta; Magnoliopsida; Solanales; Solanaceae. The record is from RefSeq and is a predicted model, not a curated record. Bases 1 to 561 code for a protein of 186 amino acids. Gene Ontology annotation, molecular function: nucleic acid binding; RNA-DNA hybrid ribonuclease activity.